AUGAAGGACGAAUGCGUGGGCAAGUCGAUCGCCGAGUACGUUGGCUUGAGACCCAAGAUGUAUUCCAUCAAGAAAGCCGACAACAAUGAAAUCCGAAAGAAGAGGUUUGUGGUUAUGGGAAAAGUAUCAAAUGUACGAGGUGUGAAAGAGUAUUCGCCACAAUCAGCGGAUUUGGUGAAUCAUGUUUCCAUAGCUCAUGGGAAUAGGGAAACAAGUUGCAACGAGUGCAACUUCAAGGCCGACCGGGUAUCUGAACUGAACCUCCACAAGAGAGAAGUCCAUAGCAAUCUAACUGUUAGGAGGCCCCGGUCAGCCAAGAAGUUCCCGUCGAAGGAAUUUGUUUCCUCUUCCGAGAGUGAGGACGAGGGAAAGAAAACCAAAAGCUGCUCCUCCUCGUUUUCAUCCUCAACAUCUUCCUCAUCAUCAUCAACGUCGUCGUCAUCAUCAGGAAACUUUGAAAGGCAGAAGAAGGAGAACAAAGAAGAGCGCGAGAAGGGAACAAAGAAGAGUAGAGUGGAAGAAGAGGGGGAGAAGGAAGACAGAGAGGGGGAAGACACAGAGAAGGAGAAGGAGAAAGAGCAGAGAGAGAAGGAGAAAUCAGAUGUAGAGGAUAAAGAGGAGAAGAAGGAGAAAGAGGAGAGGGAGAAGGAGAAAAAGAAGAAAGAGGAGCAGGAAAAGCAGAGAGAAAGGAUAAAGAAGAGGGAGAGAAGGAGAUGA
Molecule: messenger RNA, 717 nt
Organism: Haliotis rubra (blacklip abalone)
Lineage: Eukaryota; Metazoa; Mollusca; Gastropoda; Lepetellida; Haliotidae
Product: protein PXR1-like
Exons: 3
Coding region: 1-717 (238 amino acids)
Source: RefSeq, a predicted model, not a curated record